Molecule: messenger RNA, 1822 nt
Organism: Bombyx mori (domestic silkworm)
Lineage: Eukaryota; Metazoa; Arthropoda; Insecta; Lepidoptera; Bombycidae
Exons: 1
Coding region: 257-586 (109 amino acids)
Source: RefSeq, a predicted model, not a curated record
CUGCGCCCCCGCCCCGCAGGCCCCGGCCCGCAACCCCUCGCCCCGCGCCCGUACAACCUCCUCCCAUUCCUCACUCGACACAUUUAACUCCCACCGGAAAAUCAAACGACCCAAGCUGAUCGGCGACAAGAAAGUCUACCGCCCGGUCAGAAGGCACACCCUGUCCCGUAUAGACGAGACGCCUCCCCAAACGCUGGCCCGACCUCGGUCCAAGAGUCUACAGCACUCUGCGGAUGAUUUCUCGUCGACGCGUCCGAUGCUCCGGUCUCGCUCCAACGUGUCAGCGGACACGAGCAGGAGCGUGCCCGUCUGCAACCAAAGUCACGAGAUUGGUAACCAGCUGGAGAGCAACAGCCCCCAGUACGCAGAGCCUAAAGACUCUGACUCGUCUUCGUACGAGCGGCCGGCUUCGAUGACGGACCUGCCUAUCAUGGUACCCAUCGACCAAGUGACCGGCGCCUACGUCCCCUACCCCCAAUACUCGUACUAUCACGACGAGGGUUGUAAGCUCAACCGUUUGAAAAGGAACAACAAGAAGUCUAAAAAGUCCCCAAAAAACAAUGUUUACCUUGCAUUCAUGUACUGAGCGCGCGGGAGCCGUAACGAAGUGACGGUGAAGAGUUUCGAUUCAAGGCCGUUGCAGUGUAAGACGCCACAGCUAUGUGACUCCAUUUAAAAGUUGACAUUCUCAACUGUCAAUGUCAUUUAAACUUUUACGUACCUACACUAUCUGAUUAAUGCAAACGAAACAGGUCCGAUUCUGGUUGCGAAACUGACGCACGUUAAUGGCACAUUUUAUAUGGGCCGAGCUAUGUAUCAUCAGUAUCUAAAUGUUGAAAGUUGUUUAUGGAAUAUCGAUAAAGUUGAAGGGAAUCGUCGCUCGGCCCCUACCUUGAGCACGGCUUACGAAACUCCGACACCGCUGGUCCCUUCGGAGCGUGAUGCUUCCGACGAACAAAGCCUUUGUCUCACGAAAUAUAGUUGUAAUUAGUGAUUUUAUUCCAACGAGGAGCAUAUUAGAAAGUGAAGUGGUCUACGUUAUGCCGAACAGAAGAAGCAAUCCAAAUUAGCGAUGUGGUAAUAAUUUUAAUAAAAAUAAUAAUCGUUGGUUUUUUGUUCACAUUUGACAUAACACCGACCACAACAGGAGUUUUAAAUAUAUAUUCACUCCGCCAUAAUAUAUCGCAGUAAAACAAAACGUUUAGUUAGAAUAAUUAUUAAGAUUUUUUUUAUUAGUGCGUACAUUAAUUACCUACACAAAAGAAUUGUCUCAAAAUCCACAAAACAAAAUAUCGUUGUAGUGCCUUUGACAAAAAAAAAUGCUCAUCUAUAUUUAUUUAUAUAAGCAUCAUGAACUUAUUGUAAUUUAUAGGUUUCAUAGUUCAAUAUAUUGAAAUUAUUUUAAUCAGUAUACAUAAUGCUCUUGUAAUUGCUCAGAUAUUCAUAUAAGUACCUUCUUCGUAGCAUAAUAAUGAUGAUAAUACCAUCCCAAAUAAAUUUAAGUUCUUAUAUAUUGUCGUAUUAAAAUAACGGUUUAUAUUGUAGAAUGUAUAUCUAAAAUUGGUGGCUUCCAUUUUGUAAAAAAAAAAACAAUAAACAGUUUUUUUUUUUUCGAAUUUAAAUUUUUAAACUAAGGGUUUAUUAAUCGUUCUUAUCGUAUCGUUCGAGUCAAUCUAAACAGAACCAAUUAGUUAAGAGUUCGCGAAUCUAUUGUAAAUUUAUCGAUAUAAGUAUAUUUAACGAAAACGACUAGAGAUUGUUUACAAGUAUUUUUCAUCACUAUUGUAUUUAAAUUUUACAAAUAAAAAUUGCAAAAAUGAAA